This is a messenger RNA of Theobroma umbraticum, 1734 nucleotides long. Its product is annotated as midasin-like protein. Lineage: Eukaryota; Viridiplantae; Streptophyta; Magnoliopsida; Malvales; Malvaceae. The record is from RefSeq and is a predicted model, not a curated record.
UCCCAGUACUACUACAACAAAUUCUUCAAAAACCCUAGAAAAUCCAAAACUUCCCCAAAAUUUCAAUCGAUUCACCAUGGAAGACAGCUUCAAUGUCCGAGUCGGCAAAGCAUUUGGCUCCCUCGCGUCAGCUUCUUCUUCAAAAUCACAGUCUUUGAGCUCUCUUUGGAGCCUCACCGACCACGAAAUCGAGAAACGAGAAUGGAACCGAGACAAGGAGAGUCCAGAACGACCCGAGGAGGAGGAGGGGUUGCUCGAGAAGUUUCGACGGAAGAAGACGAUUAAUUUCUGUGCGGAGCCUGCGAAGGAUCUCGAUGACCUGGACGACGAGGAUGAGGAGGACGAGGAAGAAGCACGUGCGUCGUCGACUUCGAGUAAGGGUGGUAAACCAGAGGAUUAUAAUGAUGAAGAGUGGGAGAUUAAGUCUGCCAUUGGAAGGGACUGUACUCUUGAUUACGAGGAAGAGGAAGAUCAGUAUGAUAAAGUGGCUGUUGGCAGGGAGAAGACCGGAGAUCGCCUUUACAUGAAGGAUGUAAAUGACUAUGAGAUAGAUGCAGAUUCUGGCAAUGUGCUUCCAACUACGUGGAGGGAUUUCAGUAGAGAUCCCCGUGCCAAUCACGUUGCCGCAAAACUCAGGCUCAAGGAAGAUGCAGAAGCUGCUAAGAAAAGGCUUGAAGAAGAUGCUGAAACCGCCAAAAAAAUUGAUUCGUUGCGGGUGUCUGAUACUGAUGGACCUGCUGGCAUGGAUGCUCAUGUUAGCACAUUUGAGGAUGGGAACCUGAAAUCCAUUUUGAAGAGAAAGGAUGAUGCUGAGUCAAAUCCAAAGCCACAGAAACGUGUCCGUUUUGAUUCUGAAUGUAAAAAUAAUUUCAAUGAAGGGUCUGAAGGAGCCAAAGAUGUCUCGAAGGAAGGUUGCUCGACGGAGGAAGAGGAAGCUAUGGUAUCCAACAAGGCCUCUACUUUGCCUCAGGAAUUUCCCUCUGGAAUUCCAGAUUACUUGCGGAACCCUUCAAAAUAUACACGAUAUACUUUUGAUUUGACUGAUGUUGAUGAUGGAUCAAAUCGGCAAGCCUAUAUGGACUUUCUUAAGCUGAUUAAGAGGUCAGAUGCUACAGAACCACAGGCAGAUGAUGGUCCAAGUGAUCUUACAAAACCUGUUACUUUUAUACCAAAAAGGAAAACUAGUGAUGUCAUCAUGGGAGAAAGUUGCACUGAGCCAAAACAGAUCCGGGAAGAUACUGAAAGGGAGUCCAUGCAUGGGAGAGGCUUACCUAUUGGAAUUGCAGCAGGGGAUACCAAUGAUGGAGUUUGUGCAAUGGAGGAAGAUGAACCACAAACAAUUAUUGACAAGAGAAACUUCUCACAGAGAUCAGGCCGUCAAUAUCGCAUGAAACCUAGCUCAGAGUCCCAUGAUUAGUAUUAGAUCACCUAAUGAAAUUCUGACCUGUGUUUUUGUGGUUUAUCUUUUUAGAUGGAUUAUAAGCAACAGAGCAAGCAUACAUAUCAGCAAGAUAGCGCACUUUGUGUAAGACACAAGCAAAUAAGAUAAAAGAACAUAGCUUUGCGUGGGUAAACAGUUUAACUUUGACUCAAUCAUAUGAUUCAAUCUUUUCCUUUUAUGUACUUCCCUGACUAAACACAAAGUUCUAAUCCUCUGUAUAGUUGUAUGCCUCUGCUUAAUAAUAGCAUCAUCCUUUGAGAUAUUAGUGAAUGUUUGCUGUCGUAUGUCCUUAA